Molecule: messenger RNA, 3034 nt
Organism: Sphaeramia orbicularis (orbiculate cardinalfish)
Lineage: Eukaryota; Metazoa; Chordata; Actinopteri; Kurtiformes; Apogonidae
Gene: guca1d
Product: guanylate cyclase activator 1d
Exons: 4
Coding region: 336-893 (185 amino acids)
Molecular function (GO): calcium sensitive guanylate cyclase activator activity; calcium ion binding
Source: RefSeq, a predicted model, not a curated record
GAUCCCAUUAGGAGGUUAUUUUAGUUGCUUCCUUUAUUCUCCAGAGGACCUAAGAGGGUUACAGAGUCCUGGUUUCUGCUCUCUGGAGUCAGUGCAGCCUGAUGUCGGCCGGCUCAACCUUCGUCCAGGCCGCCGCUGCCUCUGGUGUCUGAUCCAGAAUCUUUAAAACUACUAUAGAAUCCUAAAACCCACUUGUACUGCUGUUUGCUUCUUCUGCAGUGAGGCUCAAAGGAGGCCCUCAGUCCUUUCUGAGGUCACCUGGUUCUGGUCCCGUCCCCUCCUUGAGUGCAAGGAGCCUCUCUUCUUCUUCUUCAUCUGUGAAUCCCGGUGCAGCGAUGGGGAACCACGGCUCAAAUCUGGACGACAUCCUGGCCGAGGACAUGCACCACUGGUACAACAAGUUCAUGAGGGAGUCUCCGUCAGGCCUCAUCACACUGUUUGAGCUGAAGGCCAUCUUGAAUCUGAAGGGCAUGAAUGAGAACGCCAACAGCUACGUGGACCAGGUGUUCUUCACCUUCGACAUGGACGGGGAUGGUUAUAUCGACUUUGUAGAGUACAUCGCAGCCGUCAGCCUGAUGUUGAAAGGAGAAAUCAACCAGAAACUAAAGUGGUACUUCAAACUGUUCGACCAGGACGGCAACGGAAAGAUCGACAAGGAGGAACUGGAGACCAUCUUCUCGGCCAUUCAGGACAUCACAAGGAACCGAGAGAUCGACCCUGAGGAGAUCGUAUCACUUAUAUUUGAGAGGAUCGAUGUGAAAGGAGAAGGGGAGCUGACCCUGGAGGAAUUUAUCGAAGGAGCAAAGGACCAUGAGGACAUCAUGGACCUGCUGAAAAAACUGAUGGACCUGACGCCAGUUUUAGUCAUCAUUGUGGAGGGUCGGAUGGGAUGAAGGCCGAGUCGGAGCACCGGGGACGACAAAGACUGAGUGAAACAGAAAUCAUCCCCCCCGCCCACGCCCCCAAAAAGGGACACGAUGGCCACUGAUCGGCAGAAGUGUGGCUGAAGAUGCUGAACUUUGUGACCGGCUGCGAUUGGCCGUCUGUCUCCAGAUAUCGGGUUAAAAAAUGAACUAAUUAUUUGAUUAUAGCUGAGAUAUGAAACCUGAUAUUGUGGAUUCAAACAACCAAAAAUGUUCAAACCUCCACUAAUUCAAAACCAGUCACUUUUUACUGUGUACAAUGAAUUCAUCACUGCUGUUAGUCUUCACACAGGAUUUGUUGACAAUAAUGAAAACACAAACAACAUACAUCUAAAGUUUGGUUCUGAACCUCACUUAUUUAAAAGAAUCUGACUGGAAAGUAACUGUUUCUCAGGGAAAAUUUUUAAGCUGCUUUGUAAUUUCCCUCCAUUACAUUUUAGAGUCAGAUGCUUGACUCCAUUCACAGAUCAGCAGAAACACAGAGAAUACACAUCAAUAUUUUUGAUUAUGGACCUUCUGUCAUUUUUCAUCCAAAAAUGUACAUGUUCCAAGAACAGCUUCAAGAAGUAUCAAAACUAAGCUAAACCACAAUGAGCAGCUGCCUCACAUUUUUCUUCAUUAUUCACACGUUAAUGAUUUCAGUCAAAACUAAGACUGCAAAAAAAUUUAUUUAUACAUAAUUACUAUAAAUAAAUUAAUUGCUUUAUCUAUGAAAUUCUAAAAAAAACAAACAAAUAAUGCUCCCUCAGGUAAAAGCGACAUGUUAAACAUAUUUUAAUUCAAGCAAUAAAAGUCAGCUUUAGUUCAGUUUACCAUCUGACUUAACUCAGAAAAACAUCAAACUGACACGUGGAGGAGUUGAAACCUGCAAUAUUUUUGCUUGAAAAAUGGCCACAGCAGUUCAUUACAAAAAAAAAAAAGUCAGUGGUUCAUUCUGUAAUUUUUUAAAUAUAAAAUUCUAAACGACUCCAACUCAAAUACUUUGGGCAGUUUUUUGUAAAUGACACCUACAGGACAUGAUGCAAAAUUUGUGAACUAAGAUCUGAUUUACAGUAUUUCUGGGAAUAUUUAGGCUGAUUUCUUCUAACUUGUAAUGUGAUAAUAUGAUCUGAAAGAUUCACGCUGAAUGAGACAUUUUGUGCGAUUUCAGUCCUAUGAAUUUUGCACAUGACAUUUCUUUGACUUACAAAGAAGACCCAAAGUUCCCAGCUCUAGAUGAAGAGUGGCUGUGGGUGUGAGCAGGGCAUGCUGGGAGUUUGUCCUCUGUGCUCUGAUCCUCUUAAUGCUGUAAAAGGUUCAGCGGCUGAACUGAAAUGGAUGAGAUUUACAGACAGUUCAGGUAGAGGAUGAGCUCAGCAGCCAAUUGCAGGCCACACGCAAAAGAAAACUCCAGAUUUAGUUUUACUGAAGGAGAUGGAAACAUAUGAAAGAGUCUGGGAAACAUAGUUAAAGUCAGUACAGGCCCACUUUUCAUUUCUAAUUAGUUCAGCACUACAGAGAAAAAGAACCAAAGACAAAAUUAUCCUCCGUCUGAGCCUGGAGCUCGUCUGGCAGCAGGCCAUUCAGUGUGUUACAGCAGAAGAGCAUCCAGGCCAAACCAGGCCAACACAGGUCAAACCAGAACAGGCGCAAACUCACUAAAGAAGUGUUAAGGCUGGAGAAGUUCACAGCUGAUGGUAAACUUAAAGCUCCACCUGGAGUUAAAGAAGCAAUUCUGUGAAUUUUCAUUUUCAAUUCCAUUAACUCCAGUCCUCUUCCACAUGAUCAGAGUCCUCUAAAGCUUCCAAAUUCACAUGUCUGGUAAUACACCCACCUGUAAAUGCACUUCUCUGCCUUACAGAGCACAGGUUAGCAUGAUCUUUGAAUCUGGGACUACUUUCUGUGAUGGAGGGAUACCUUAACCAUUGCAGAUCACUUGAUGUUACAAUCUAUUUGCUCAUAUAAAGGUCUAUGUAACCCCUUUCUCACUGUUGCAGUUCAAGGUCCAGUUCAGAGCUGGUAUCUGAUCCUGAACCAGUUCUUUACAAUUCAACAUCCAAAGAAUCAGCAACUAAAAUUGGUUCGAGAGCAGCAACAGAUUUAGAAGACCACCAUUAAACAAACAAACACAC